CAUUUGUAGUAGUAGUUGUGAGUAUUGUAGUGGUUGUGGUUUUGUGGGGUCUUGUAGUUGUAGGUCUUGCAGUAGUUGUAGUUGUAGGCCUUGUAGUUGUAGGUGUUGUAGACUUGAAGUAA
This is a messenger RNA of Racocetra persica, 122 nucleotides long. Lineage: Eukaryota; Fungi; Glomeromycota; Glomeromycetes; Diversisporales; Gigasporaceae. The record is from the annotation of a GenBank genome assembly.